Leptidea sinapis is the source of this 4204-nucleotide messenger RNA. RefSeq lists its product as uncharacterized. The record is from RefSeq and is a predicted model, not a curated record. The transcript has 2 exons. Lineage: Eukaryota; Metazoa; Arthropoda; Insecta; Lepidoptera; Pieridae. The coding region runs from base 111 to 1556 and encodes 481 amino acids.
UAUAGUAUAUUUAUUAUUUGUUACAAAAAAGUACUCUAAAAUGGCUGAUGCCGUAUUAUCGUAAAAAGAUUAAGGAUUAGUAUUGUUUCUUUAAAUUGCAAUCAAUAGAUAUGUCGCCUCAUAAACAACCUAGUAGUCUGCUCAAACUGUGUGUUAAAAGUUCUUUAAAUCUCAUAAACGAAUGUUGCUAUAUGAUUGAAAAAAAAUGUCCAGAAAUUGAAUGCAGGGAUUGUGAAGGGCAAGUGAAAAUUUUAAAAGGAUACCUUAUCUCUUUAUUGCCAGCCAGGUUAUUCGAUGUUCUCUGUCUUGAAAGAGGAUGUUGUCAGUAUCGUGGUGAUCCUAGAGUUCAGCUCAAUGUUUUAUUACAUCCCAAGAUGUCUGUCUUUCAUAAAUGUGAUAUUGACAUUAGCAUUCCUCAAAACUUUUGGGUGCGUAUUAUCCCUUGGUCUAGCUGUUUAGUCGUUCUUGAUUUGAAACUUAUUUGCACUGACGAUAUCCUAAUAGCAAUAGGCACACAGUGUGUCCAACUUGAAGAACUCAACAUUGUUUCCAAAGUUGAUAUAUGCAGGUCUUCAGUCAAUGCGUCUAUUUUAGUACGUAAUGUCUCGGAUUUUGGUCUCGAAUGUUUAACUGAUCUAAAGAAUUUGCGUAUUUUGUCUAUGGAUCCACCUCGAAAUGAACGGGCUAAUCGAGUGGGUGGGUGCGUGACUCAAACGGGGAUCAUCAAGUUAAUUAGGGAGCUGCCUCGUCUCGAAGAACUUCGCAUCGAGUCCUGUGAUAUCGGUUCAAUGUUGAUUGGAUCCAUUCUACCUAUUAAUCCUUUGAGCCUACGUAAAAUCAACUGUCACUUUGUUUCAGCAGAUGGUAUUCGACGGUUAGGUAAAAUUUGUCCACAGCUCAGAGAGCUAACAAUAACACAUUUAUCAGCACACAACAAGGACCAACUUCUGGACGAGUUGGCUUUAGGGGAUUUAAAGCUGCAUAGGUUAGAUAUGUCAUUUUUUUCUUACAGUAAUGCAAUGCAUAAGUUAAUGAAAAUUAAAGGCAGUUACAUAACACAGUUUUCUCUAUGGGAAAUCGACCAUUCUCUAAAUUUGGAAGCAGUCAUCAAUCUGGGUGUAUCUUGUCCAAAUCUCACCUCUCUUUGUAUUAUAACACAGUCAAAAUACUUGUCAGUACCAAAAUUCUUCGAAAGGCCAACAAAUAUCUUUCGCAAUCUUCAUAAACUAACAUUAGGUAACGAAAAUUUCAGUCUAGGAGAAAUUUUGAUGUUCUUUCUACAAUGCACACAAAAAUUGCAAAAAUUAACAUUAAAAUAUCAAACAAAAAUAUCGAUUGACAGUGCUUUGAUUCAAAUGUUACAGAAGGGUUACAUAAAAAAUAUUAUCAAUUUAUGGCUAGAUUGUACAUUAGUGGUUUCCAAGGAUGUUGUGAAGCAAAUAAUUGACGGAUGUGAACAUUUGCAGUUGUUAACAGUAGAUUUGACAGAAGACAUGAGUGAUAUACUUUCAUAUAUAGCGGAUAAUAAUUUAGAUUUAAAACUAGGUGGCUAUUGAUUAGGAACUACGAUAAAGGGUCACAUUGUUUUUAGGAAAUAACUCCGAAAGGAUUAAAGAUUCCGCUAUUAUAUUAUAAUAUAGAAGUGGUCCUAAAGUAUUAAAAGUUUAAUUAUUUUGACUCCCAAAAAUUAUUUAUGUCCUACAAGAAACUGUCAGAAUUAUUUUAUUGUGUAUUGGUAAUAUGCAGAUUCUUAGAACGUUUAAUAAUAUUAUUGUGAACAUUCCAUAUUUGUGUCGUCUAGCAUAAACAUCCGUCAGAUCCAUAAAGGUCAAUUUUACAAUAAAUGACUUGCAGUUACGAAUUACAUACCAUUUUAUACAUUUUAAGUAAAAUUACUUUAUUCGAAUUUCUGAACAGUCUAAAAGAAAUUAUAUACAGCUUUUAAAUGAAACAACUUAAAUAAAUGUAAAUAAAUGGACUUGGCGGGAUUUUAUAUUGAAUUAUGGAUCUGACGGAUUUUGUUAAUCAGCUCAUUGGAUGUAGCGGAUGUUGAUACUGACUCUUAAUAUACAGGAUGUAUUGAUGUAUAAAUUCAAAAAGGGAAAUUCAUGAGCUAUUUUAGAAAAUAAUAUUAAGCACUAAUAAUUAAAACUGUUUACGUAUUAAUAUUUUUUUAAUUAAUGAACAAAACACAUUAACAAAUCGCUAAGAUUGAUAAAAAUAUGAAUGAAUGAAGACAGGUAUUUAAGUGAAAAAGGAAAAAUGUUAUUAUAUAAAAUUAUCGCUUUCUUCCAGAGCGACACACUGAAGAUUCUCAUAUUCUUCAAAAUUGUCAUUAUUUUCUUCUAUUUCUUUAAAAUAUUUCAAAGUGUCGAUUGUCCUCCAGUCUUCACCGUAGUGCUUUUCCAAAAGGUUAGCAACAUCAAGUAUUUUUUUGGGGUUAACUUUAUUGCCUCUUCGUAAAAUUGCAGGUGCCAUUUCAGAUAUUUUCUUGUCUCGUUUCGUUACAUAUUUUGGUUGCCCAAUUUCACUCCGAUAAUUUUCUUCUCACUAACGUUCUGUCGACCCCUGUGCAGCAUAAAACGCUUUGAGGGAUUGAACUUGAAAUGCCAAGAUCCUGGAAUUUUUAGUGUUUUAUUGAAGGCAGAAGGCCUUCCAGUCACGUACUUCGACAUCGUCAUCACCUAAAUGAGUACACGCAUGUUCCUUGAAUAAAUUCACAUAAAUUUGUGGAUGAUUUUGUUUAUGAUGGAUCUUUUCUUUUUGGUUUUUUUUUUUCAAUCUGCAAAUAUGCGGUCCUGUGGCAAAAAAGAGUGGCCUACCAUGGGAAAUAUAAUUUCAAGUUGAUUUACAUGGUAUGGUGCAUUAGUAACCAACCAACUGCAAAACAUGCCCAAAAGAGGUGUAUUUUUAUUCUGGCCUCUGCGGCAGUUCUGUAGUAUGAAAUUAUCUGGAUCAAGUUUAUUUUGCAAUUUGUAAAAAUUACGGUGCAUCCGAACAAUGUCUUGCCGUCUUUAUUGCCGAACAAUGAAAAAUUGUAUUUUUUUUAUGAUUGCAUGCACUGUGGAGGUUGCGGAAAGGAUUUAGGAGCAUAUCUGAAAAAAAGUGUAAUAUUUUAACAAGUUAUGUAUGAAAAGCACUUUUUAGCGUCAUGUAAACGUCUCCUUUUUUCAUUCAUUUGGUGUAUUAUAGUUUUACUAAAUAAAUUAGGAGGCAUUUUAUUUAUUAAGGUUCUAUGAUAGUACCGAAGUGAAGUGAAAGUAAAUAAGAGUAUUUAAAAUGUAUCAUGUCUUCAACAGAUCGUCCAAAUUAACUAAUUUCAUGAAAUUAAUUUUAAUGUGAUCGACUCUUGGAAAAGAAGUACUCUUACCGGUACUAAUUUUUACUCAAAACUGUAGAAGUAUAGCAAUCUCAAUGAAAUUUUAACUAAUUUAUUAAUGAAAUCCAUAGAGUUCAAGAAAAUGUAACCAUAUAGGCAUAUUUUUUAAUUUUCUGGUAAUAAUGUAGCUGGCGGGUUUUGAUACUAGACGACACAUUUUUUAUUCCAAUAGAUACUGCAAUUUUCUGAAAUCUGUUAAGUGUUCAAUUUCUUUAUAAAAUUAUGCGUUCCAUCAUUGCUGCUGCCAUUAACGGUCUUGAUGGAAGCUGAUUUAUCUUGUUCCCUGUUUUCAGAACCUUUGCACCCAUGAUAAGAUAAUUUCUGUACCGUAGCAUGACAACAAAAAUAACGCAACGAAACAGAGAUUCAUCGCACUUGUUUUGAUACACGUAUCUGUUCUGCAACUCCUGCAUUGAGCUAAAAGGUGACACUGAUUUUAAUGAAGCAAUUUCUAAACUCAUUAUUUAGGGAUUAUUCCACAUUUUCCUGAAGCUGCGGAAUUCAACGAUAUUUCAUUUUGGGGAAAAAAAUCAAGGACUAGUUAAGAUGAAUUAUUUAUUCACAGCCUUAUAGCAAUGAAGUAAGAUUUUGCUUCUAGGGCAUUGCUGUCUUAUUUUUCAAGACUUUUUGUAAACUAGCCCUUUCAUCCUCUAACUACAACUAAGCUUUCCAUAGUUCUACAAAUAUGAAUUUGUCCUCGGUAAAUUUAAUUCAUGUACAAUUAUAAAAACUUAUGUGACCCUUGUACGACAUAAUGUAUUGCGUAAGUUUUGUAUUUAAUAUAAUUUAAUUAUAACUCUAAAAAUAAACAUUUUUUAUUUUAAA